This is a messenger RNA of Suncus etruscus (white-toothed pygmy shrew), 1449 nucleotides long. RefSeq names its product DEAD-box helicase 25 (gene DDX25). The transcript is spliced from 12 exons. NCBI's taxonomy places the organism in Eukaryota, Metazoa, Chordata, Mammalia, Eulipotyphla, Soricidae. Bases 1 to 1449 code for a protein of 482 amino acids. Gene Ontology annotation, biological process: poly(A)+ mRNA export from nucleus. Gene Ontology annotation, cellular component: cytoplasmic stress granule; nucleus. Gene Ontology annotation, molecular function: ATP binding; RNA helicase activity; RNA binding. The record is from RefSeq and is a predicted model, not a curated record.
AUGGCGUCGUUACUUUGGGCCGGCGACGCCGGGGCAGCAGACAGCGAGCGGCUUAACGGCCAUUUUGCAAACCUUAUCCACCCCCGGAAGGCUCUUCCGGCUAUUAAGAGUACGGUCGCCUCAAAUGUAGAUAAUUUUGUUAAUCACAUAGAAGAUGAAGACGAUGAUGUGGUGGACUUGGCAGCAAAUUCACUCUUAAACAAGCUAAUCCGGCAGUCGUUAGUUGAAUCUAGUCACCAAGUCGAAGUCUUACAAAAAGAUCCCAGCUCUCCACUCUACUCGGUGAAAACGUUUGAAGAACUUCGUCUGAAGGAAGAGUUGCUAAAAGGUAUCUAUGCAAUGGGAUUUAAUAGACCAUCCAAAAUCCAAGAGAUGGCUCUCCCUAUGAUGCUGGCACAUCCACCCCAGAACCUCAUAGCCCAGAGCCAGUCUGGAACAGGGAAAACAGCUGCUUUUGUCCUGGCCAUGUUAAGCAGAGUUAAUGCCUUGGAAUUGUUCCCACAGUGCCUCUGCCUCGCUCCUACUUAUGAGUUGGCUCUGCAAACUGGCAGUGUGGUUGAGCGGAUGGGAAAAUUCUGUGUGGAUGUUCAAGUGAUGUAUGCCAUUCGAGGAAAUCGAAUUCCCAGAGGCACAGAUAUCACCAAACAGAUCAUAAUUGGCACUCCAGGUACUGUCCUAGAUUGGUGUUUCAAGAGAAAAUUAAUUGAUUUGACUAAGAUUCGUGUGUUUGUCCUGGAUGAAGCAGAUGUAAUGAUUGACACGCAAGGUUUCUCAGAUCAAAGCAUUCGAAUUCAGAGAGCUUUGCCCUCUGAAUGCCAGAUGCUCCUCUUCUCAGCGACCUUCGAAGACUCUGUGUGGCAGUUUGCAGAGCGCAUCAUUCCUGAUCACAACGUUAUCAAGUUACGGAAAGAGGAGUUGACCCUAAACAACAUCCGACAGUAUUAUGUGUUAUGCGAGAACAGGAACGACAAGUAUCAGGCUCUGUGCAAUAUCUAUGGUGGCAUCACUAUUGGUCAGGCCAUAAUCUUCUGUCAGACACGUCGGAAUGCCAAGUGGUUGACUGUGGAGAUGAUGCAGGAUGGCCACCAAGUGUCCUUGCUCAGUGGGGAGCUGAGUGUGGACCAGCGAGCCUCCAUCAUUCAGAGGUUUCGAGAUGGGAAAGAAAAAGUUCUUAUAACGACCAAUGUCUGCGCUCGAGGGAUUGAUGUGAAGCAGGUCACGAUCGUUGUGAAUUUUGAUCUCCCCGUAAACCAAGCUCAAGAGCCAGUCUAUGAGAUCUACCUACAUCGCAUAGGGCGGACUGGACGCUUUGGGAAAAAAGGCCUGGCCUUUAACAUGAUUGAAGUGGAUAAGCUGCCUCUGCUUAUGAAGAUCCAGGAUCACUUUAAUAGCAACAUUAAGCAGCUUGACCCUCAAGACAUGGAUGAAAUUGAAAAGAUUGAAUAUUGA